AAAUCCAUCACUAGGUCAAGGAAAUCCUCCUCUAAUAUCUAUGUCCUUCCCUGGGAAUAAUUCACAGAACUGCACAUGGGACUGGCUGGUUGAGAAAUUGAUCAAUAAGGGAUUUAUGUAUGAAAUGUUGAUUAUAUUUAGCUUUUCAUGGUGGAUCCGCUUAUGUAGUAAGGAAACGUCGCUGAUGUAAACGACUGAAAUCACUAUUAGAAGCAGCAGAUUACAUUCUCAAGGUAGAGACAAACUUCACCAUGAAGGUAGGAGUGAUUGAGACCCAUCACUCCCAUACAAUUGUUCCCAGCGUGGUAGUGCAAGACACCAGUGAGGACCCUGGACCAAUGGACAAAGGGGAAAACAGGAAAUAUUAUCUACCCGGUGCACUUGCACGCUACAAUAUUAACAACAAUAGUAAUAAAGAUGGAGAGAAGAAAAAGAAAAAAGAAAAGAAGAGCAAGUCAGAAAAAAAAAAGGAUGGAGAAACACAAAAGAACAAGGAAAAAAAGGAGAAAAACAAAAAUAAAGAUAAUUCCAAGAAGAAAGAAAACAAAGAAGAUAAAGAAAAUAAAGAAGAGAAGAAGAAAGAUAUUUUCGUUAUUGAUCCAGCAGGAAAUAUGUAUUACAACUGGUUGUUUUGCAUCACAAUGCCUGUCAUGUACAACUGGACCAUGAUUAUUGCUAGAGCCUGUUUUGAGGAGCUCCAACAUGACUACUUAGGGGUAUGGUUUAUUAUUGAUUAUGUUUCUGAUGCCAUCUACAUUGCUGACAUGUUUGUGAGGACAAGAACAGGUUACCUGGAGCAAGGUCUUCUAGUGAAAGAAGAAAAAAAGCUUCGAGAUAAAUAUAAGUCAUCUUUUCAAUUCAAAUUAGAUUUUCUGUCAAUCAUACCAACUGAUCUCUUAUACUUUGAGUUAGGACUGAAUUACCCAGAAUUAAGAUUAAACAGACUGCUCAGAGUAGCUCGGAUGUUUGAAUUCUUCCAGAGAACAGAAACAAGGACAAACUACCCAAAUAUCUUCAGGAUCUCUAAUCUUGUCAUGUACAUUGUGAUUAUUAUUCACUGGAACGCCUGUGUGUACUACUCGAUCUCAAAAGCCAUUGGAUUCGGGGCUGAUACAUGGGUCUACCCUAGCAUCUCUGAUCCUGAAUUUGCCCGUCUGAUUAGAAAGUAUGUCUACAGUCUCUACUGGUCAACAUUGACUCUGACUACUAUCGGUGAAACACCCCCUCCUGUAAGAGAUUCUGAGUAUUUCUUCGUGGUCAUUGACUUCUUGGUUGGAGUAUUGAUUUUCGCUACCAUUGUUGGUAAUGUGGGCUCUAUGAUCUCCAACAUGAAUGCUGCCAGGGCAGAGUUUCAAGCAAGGAUUGAUGCUAUCAAGCAGUAUAUGCACUUUCGGAAUGUGAGUAAAGACAUGGAAAAAAGAGUUAUAAAGUGGUUUGACUACUUGUGGACAAACAAAAAGGCUGUGGAUGAAAGGGAAGUCUUGAAGUACCUGCCAGAUAAACUACGAGCAGAGAUUGCAAUCAAUGUUCACCUGGAAACACUAAAAAAAGUGCGUAUUUUUGCAGACUGUGAAGCUGGUCUGUUGGUUGAACUGGUUUUGAAACUCCAGCCGCAAGUAUACAGUCCCGGAGAUUAUAUUUGCAGAAAAGGAGAUAUUGGACGAGAGAUGUACAUUAUCAAAGAAGGCAAGCUGGCAGUAGUUGCUGAUGAUGGAAUUACCCAAUUUGUGGUCCUAAGUGAUGGCAGCUAUUUUGGAGAAAUCAGCAUUCUUAAUAUCAAAGGUAGCAAAGCUGGCAAUCGAAGAACAGCCAAUAUUAAAAGUAUUGGAUACUCUGACUUGUUUUGUCUGUCUAAAGAUGAUCUCAUGGAGGCUUUAACAGAGUAUCCAGAUGCAAAGGCUAUGCUGGAAGAAAAAGGCAAGCAAAUCCUAAUGAAAGAUGGGUUGCUGGACCUUGAAGUUGCAAAUUUAGGAAGUGAUCCUAAAGAUCUGGAGGAAAAGGUCAGCUACAUGGAAGGAGCGAUGGACAGAUUACAAACAAAGUUUGCCAGGUUAUUGGCUGAGUAUGAAGCUGCACAACAGAAACUGAAAAAAAGACUUACACAAAUCGAGAAAAUAUUGAAGCCGGUUAUAGAGCAAGAAUUCGCAGAAUUAGAAGCAGCAGAUCCAUCCACAGAUAAACCUGUGGAGUAAAACACUGGAGGUUGCCAAUAAGACUUAGGGUCAAAUCCUGCAUGGGGCUGAAUACAUUAAUUUCUAAUCUUUGUAGGAUCUGACUAUUAAAUAUGAAAAAUUAUUUUUGAGGCAAUGUGACUAAUUUCCCACAGACAGCACAUAUUUGGCAGGUUUGGGGAAGAAAAAGAAGCACUGAGAAUGAAGAUGGGAGAUAACACCUUGCUCUCGUACAAAUGUGGUAUUAUCUGCUAAUGCGUUAUGUACUCUUUAUGUAACACUGCUCUACAGCAAAUGCAUUCAGUCAUAUACUGGCAAAUAUUGAAAGUCUUGCUGACUAUUUUAAAAUCAUUUCUUCAUGUCUACUUAUGGAAAGAAGGAAAGGUUUGGUAACGUAUUAUUUGAAAUCAAUAUAGGCAUGAAUGAUGAUAUUAAAUUUGUGUAGAAACAAACACAUUUUAAUAUCUAUUGAUUAACAUAAGAUUAAUUAAGUAGGCGAUAUUGUAUAAAUAAUUAGGUAUAUCUACAAUGCAGAUGUGAGUAUUGAAGGCUGUAAGAUUUGGAAAAUCACUUCAUUGGGUCCACCUUGGCUGAUUUCUUGAAAUGUAAGUGGGCAGUUUUAAAUGAUUCUUUUUGGAGGAUCUUACAUGCAAAGGCUGGAAUAGAGAGGGGAGAAAAUACAACUUUUUGAAAGCACUGGUAUGAAAAAUAUGGAUGGCUCAAAAUCUAGCUGUUUCCAAAUAAUAACAUAUACAUAACACCAAAUGCUGUUCUGCUCCAUGUAAUCAUAUGGCUGCUCAACAUGUACUAUCAAGUUUUUAAGAUCUGUGCUUAAAAAUUUUAAAGUCCCUAAUGUAACAGUUGUGGAUGCUGGCAGAGUGCAAGGGGCAGACAUGACAGAGGCCAAAGUUUCCCUACAGCAUCUUCUGUUGCUGCUGUUGGGGAAAGAAUACAAUGACUAAAUAGGUUAAUUUUUUCAUUGAUGAGGUAUUUCUUUCUUCUAUUCAUAACUAUCAAGAUAGUAACAUCUAGUGUUUCAUAUGUCAGAUACAUUUUCAACUGCUUUAAGAAGCAUUAUCUUCUUGGAUUUUUUCCCUUAUUUAUGUCUUUUUCCAUUGGCAGAAAUUGAUUUUAUUAGUUGUGGUCUCAGCUGGGUAUUUUCAGCUGAUUAUUUUCAGUACACUUUGAUCAUAGCCACUUUAAUGUUGGAAAAGUUUGGUGACAGGGAGUGAAGAAAAGGAUUGCAAGGACAGAAUGGAUAAUUCUGGAUUUAGGGCAACUGGACUGCCAAAAAUACAUGUGUGAAUAUUACAACCACUCGAUAAUACCUCUAUACUUUAAUUCUUCUCCUUAAUAAGAUGGAGAUAUUAUAAAUUGGAUCGCUUGUAAAGUACAUUCUUUCCCGUUUUUUGUUUGUUUGUUUUUUUUUUUUUUUUUUUUUUUUAGACUGCUAGAAAAUCUAUGACUCCUGAUUUCACUGCAAAGAUUAAAUGUCAUGGAGUAAUUAAUGUAUAGGAUAUAUAUGGAACAACAAGGAUAAAUGUAAAUAUGAAAUGGCUGUUCAUUCACUGUUAAUCCUGCGCUUUGAAUGACAAAUGGCAUAAUGUGCUAGUGAGGGGAAAGAGUAUGUCAUCAUUUCAUUAAAGACUCUAUAUGUGCACACAAGAAUAAGUGUUAUUCUGGCAUUUAACUAUGUUGUGAAUGUUGGACUUUGCAAUCAGCAUUCUUUCUAUUCAGGUCUUGAAUAUAAUUUGCAAUCUGUAUGGCAGCAGCAUACUAUAGGGCUGCAUCAUAUUUUACUAGGCACUUAGGAAUCACCUUUCUCCUUUGUUGAAGGGUUUAAGACUUUGUAUUAGAGAAAUGUGUGAUAGUGUAAUAAGCUUUAAUUAAUAAAGGCAGAGAUCUACUGUUCACAUUUUUUUCUUUUAUUGAUCCUUCAGUCUAUGACACAAGUUGUAAUCACUAGCUGCCUCCUUCUUGAGAAUAAAAAUUCUUUGGUUUAAAACACUUCAAAAUAAACCAGAACUGACCUACAGUAGUUUACUUACUAUUUUCAGACUCUUUGUGAUUGGAAAUCUUGUAUAUUUAACUUUUAUAAGCAUGUAUUUUCUGAAAAAAACCACCAAAUUGUGCAAGACAAAAGUGUUAUAAGGAAAUGUCAAUAAAAUUAUAACUAUUUCAA
Athene cunicularia (burrowing owl) is the source of this 4353-nucleotide messenger RNA. It is a transcript of the gene CNGA1, whose product is annotated as cyclic nucleotide gated channel alpha 1. NCBI's taxonomy places the organism in Eukaryota, Metazoa, Chordata, Aves, Strigiformes, Strigidae. The record is from RefSeq and is a predicted model, not a curated record. Bases 252 to 2192 code for a protein of 646 amino acids. Gene Ontology annotation, molecular function: cGMP binding; intracellularly cGMP-activated cation channel activity; protein-containing complex binding. Gene Ontology annotation, cellular component: plasma membrane; intracellular cyclic nucleotide activated cation channel complex. Gene Ontology annotation, biological process: monoatomic cation transmembrane transport. The transcript is spliced from 8 exons.